GGUCUAUUCUUCAAGGAUAGCUAGUGUAGGUAGUAUUGCAGCACAGAACAAUUAAAUUGAGCUGACUUUGGGAGUUCUAUGUUCAGCUUCCCUCAGUCAUGUAACUUAGUGAUUGAAUUCUUAGUGUAAUAUCCUGUAAAUCCAAAUUAAUAAAAUAUGCCCACCUACUGUAUGCCACAUACACACCAUGGUUUACAUACAAUGGCUGAAUGAAAUUAGCCUAGUUCAUUUCUCAGAAUAUGCUGGACCUCAAAAUUAUCAAUUCCAUUUCAGCCCAGUGUGACCCAUUGUAUGAAUGUGAUUAGUGAGUGAAUCUGAGCCACCAGAGAGUUUCCAUGAAUAGAGGAGUUUCCUUCUUUCUUAAGUUCACCUUCCCAUUCACAAAUUGGAGAAUGCAAAUGGAGAGAAAGCAGAGCUGGGGGAAUGCGGGGACAGAAUGCUUUCAUUUUUUUUUCUGACAUAAGGAAAGCAAUUACCAAAGCGAAUUCAGAGUGUUGGCUGAAGCUGAGAAGGUGCAACUUCAAAUCCCCCCACCUAGUCUUGAACCCCGCCAGUUGAUUCUCAACUCAGUAGUCAUUUCUUGUGGUAGUGAAUAUUAUCUUGGGGGAAGGUAGGGAUUGCAGCCACCAAAGCAAUUGUGCAAAGUGGAUUGGAUCAUAUCACACUCCUAGCUGGAUCAGGAUUUUCAACAGGAGGAGAAGGGGAUUUUUGUUUUGGUGACCAUUAAAUGUUUCUGACCUCAGAAUAGUGGAAGCUGGUUUAGGCAGUUGGAGAUUGAGGAGGCUGUACAAAAAAAGUUUAGGAGCUGCUUCAUAGGGUUGCAGAAGGAAUUAAAUGAGAGGAAAGUUAUGGAUAGGCUGCUUUCAGAGCUUUGAAGGAAAGCCUGAAAUAUAAACAGAAGACAAGUUACUAACUUAAAGGGAGCCCUGUAUGUUGUAUCAUCCAAUCUUACUCCUCCUCUUUGAUGCAGCAUUUCCAAAACCGGCUAUCCUGUCAGUGUGAAAACUCCAGCAAGAGAGAAUUGACCAUUGCCUUGUUAAACUGGACCUAUUACAAAAUUCCUGUUCUGAAGUUUCUCAGAACACUUCACCUAAAUUUACUUUCCUUCCUUCCUUUAAAUCCAGCAGUUCUAUAUGUCCAAAUACAUUUGCAAAAUGGAGUUCGCUCCCGUGCACUUCUACCCACUUGAUCAUUUGAUCACAUGGAUGAGUUUCUCCGCAACAGUAAGUCACCUGACCAAAACCUACAGUGAUUUGAAUUGCCCCUAAGUGCAGCCCUGUUUUGUAGAGCCUGCAGCUGUCAGUCUUCUAGUUGUGGACGUUCCUGCUCUUUCAUCCUUCUCAGUAAAUGAAUCAGAAAAGGAUUCCAGAGGGAAAUCUGCAUAGCAGCAGAACAACUCACUGCUAAAGAUAGGUAACAACACCCCUGACGUGGAAGCAAUAAAAGGUGUGAGCUGUGUGAAGAUUCUACCAUCCCUGAUGACUCAAAUAAGUCAGGAAACAUCUAAAGUGGAACACAGGCAGUUCUGUUAGGGAUUUUCUGGAUUGGAAACCCCCUCGCUGGAUCUGAGUUGAACUGCAUGGUCCAUCCUGCCCUUUGUGGAGGAAGGUGCCUUCAUACUUGUCUUCAAACCUGGAUCUCUGGAGAUAACUUGUCUGUGUGAUUGGGUUGCAAAUCAAAGCCCAGUCUGCACCUUCAGAGAUGUACCAGAGCUUAGCCAUGGCAGCCAACCAUGGCCCACCAGCAUAUGAAGGGACCAGUAGUUUUAUGCACACCGCAGCUGCUGCUUCUCCUGUCUACAUACCCACCACAAGGGUCACUACUAUGAUUCCCAGCCUGCCUUACCUCCAAGGGAGUGGUUCAUCCCAGCAAGGCAGUCCAGUCUCCAGCCACUCCAUUUGGACUCAGCCUGGAGCUGAGAGUGUUGCUUACAACCCUGGAUCUUCUCAUCCAUCAGUAUCCCCAAGGUUCUCCUUUGCUACCAGCACCCCCAUCCCAGCAACUACUUCCAGAGAAGCAUCUGCUUAUAACAGUUCUCUUAGUAUCUCGGCCAACAGCAGGGACCAAUAUGCUCGGAGUUUCAGUGGGUCCUAUUCCAGUCCAUAUCCAGCAAGUUAUAUGACCCCAGAAUUGGGCACCAGCUGGACUUCAUCUCCAUUUGAUAGCCCCAUGCUCCACAACCUUCAGAAUCGGGGUACUCCAGGAGUUUCAAGGCAUACUAACAUAGAGUUUUUUGAUGAUUAUUCCGAAGGUCGGGAAUGUGUCAACUGUGGUGCUAUGUCCACCCCACUGUGGCGAAGAGAUGGCACCGGCCACUAUCUUUGUAAUGCAUGUGGACUCUACCACAAGAUGAAUGGCAUUAACCGGCCACUGAUCAAGCCCCAGAGGAGGCUGUCAGCCUCCCGUCGGAUUGGACUCUCAUGUGCAAACUGCCAUACUUCUACAACCACAUUGUGGCGCCGGAACGCCGAAGGAGAGCCAGUCUGCAAUGCUUGUGGUUUAUACAUGAAGCUCCAUGGGGUUCCAAGACCUUUAGCUAUGAGAAAAGAAGGGAUCCAAACCAGGAAGCGUAAACCAAAGAACUUGAGCAAAUCCAAGACAUCAGCAGGAUCAGCCACCAAUGAAAGCCUUCCCACUGCCAUUAGUUCAGCCACCUGCACCAGCACAACUACCACUACUACUGCUGAAGAAAUGCGCCCCAUCAAGACAGAACCAGGGAUCUCAUCUCAUUAUGGACACCCAAGCCCUAUUCCUCAGACAUUCUCUGUUGCGGCAAUGUCUGGCCAUGGACCUGUUCUUCACUCCACUAUGUCUACUCUCAAGCUUUCCCCACAGGCUUACCAAGGAACCAUCAACCAGUCUCCCCAGCCUAGUUCCAAGCAAGAUUCCUGGAACAGCCUAGUCUUAGGGGAAACACAUGGAGACAUCAUCACAGCUUAACAAUCUUCUGCCUCUUCACCCCCUUCUAAGGGAGUUACCAAGCUUGGGACUCAAAGGCGAUGGGCAACUGUCAAGCAAUACUAUUUGUUCUUUUUUUUUUUUCUUGUUUCUUUCUCCCAUCUUUUGUUUUGUCUAGUUCUGGUCUUAGAAGAACCAUUUCAAAUUGCUUUGGCCUGUUCAAUCAAAACUGCCAAGUUCUAUUUUUAAUAAAUCCUCCAGAAAACUUGGACAUCAACAUUACAUGUUUAUACAUAACUGAUAUACAGAAAUGUAAUAUCAAGUAGUAUAUUUGUAAAUGUGUGUGUGUAUAUGUGAAGGGUAUGUAUGAGCUUGAAUGGAAAUUUGUAACUGCAGCUUUCCACAUGUUGUCUUCAGACAUCUUUUGAAAAAUGAAGGAAUGUAUAAGCCAGCCCAUAAAAAUAGAAUGGAGGUUAAAAAAAGAUAAAAAAAAAAUAAAACAAAAACCAAUAUAUAAGCCAGCAAUAUCCCUAAAUUUUGCAUUAUGGGGAUCAGUGGCUGGUGGCCUUUAUGAAAGAUCUGAUUUCCUGACCUGGGAUGUGAUAGCUACCCAUUUCAUUGCUAAUUCAAAGUCAGAAGAGAAGAACCAGCAGCAUAUGCAGAGAAGAAUGGAAAAUAGGCUAAUUGCUGGCAAAAACUUGGAUUUUGGUUCUCUAUUUUCCAUUUUGAUUAUAAAAAAUAUUCUUCCCAAAGACACUACUGACCAAAGUUUAUUAUUGAUAGUAAGAAACUCAAAUGAAUAUUCAAGGACAGUGACCCACAAGAAUCUAGAAGAAAAUGGAGGUGCUGCAAAUUCUGCAAUCACUGGUGAACUGAAGACUCCAGAGUUUUUUUAAAGUAUAGAACAGAAGCAACAGGUUUUGUCUUCAAACAUAGCUGCAGUCCAGUACGGCUGGUGGACUUUUGCAGGAAUUUUGUGGAUCCAGCAAUUUUAUGACUGCCAGUAGCACAUUAGUGUUAAUUUAAUUACUUUUCUGUCAACUUGAUUAACCCCCUUUCUUUGCUAUUAAUAAAUCUAUUUUUCCUUUCAAAGCAACCAA
This is a messenger RNA of Crotalus tigris (Tiger rattlesnake), 3998 nucleotides long. It is a transcript of the gene GATA4, whose product is annotated as GATA binding protein 4. The record is from RefSeq and is a predicted model, not a curated record. Gene Ontology annotation, molecular function: RNA polymerase II cis-regulatory region sequence-specific DNA binding; DNA-binding transcription factor activity, RNA polymerase II-specific; zinc ion binding. The transcript is spliced from 7 exons. Gene Ontology annotation, cellular component: nucleus. Gene Ontology annotation, biological process: negative regulation of transcription by RNA polymerase II; positive regulation of transcription by RNA polymerase II; cell fate commitment. Lineage: Eukaryota; Metazoa; Chordata; Lepidosauria; Squamata; Viperidae. Bases 1702 to 2940 code for a protein of 412 amino acids.